Messenger RNA from Paramacrobiotus metropolitanus, 796 nucleotides. RefSeq lists its product as uncharacterized. The transcript is spliced from 5 exons. NCBI's taxonomy places the organism in Eukaryota, Metazoa, Tardigrada, Eutardigrada, Parachela, Macrobiotidae. The coding region runs from base 38 to 796 and encodes 252 amino acids. The record is from RefSeq and is a predicted model, not a curated record.
CUAUGGGAUUCCGCUACUAGUGGAGUCGACUCCUAAAAUGGAAGAUCACCGAAGAAGAUUAUUAGAGGCAGUAUACGAAGUGAAGAAUUCCGUUCAGUGUAUGAUUGGCGUUGAUUGUCCGUUCCACAGCCUUGUAAUUUCGCCCUGCUGUAGUGGAAUAGUGUGUCAUAAAUGCGCAGACGAAUGGAUUGCACAACAGCCCGGUGCAAAUGCUGACGAGAAUCAUGACAUCGUCUGUCGUUGUCCGAAUUGCAACGUCGAGGGGUGGAGGCUUUCUGCAGCGCUGAGAUUCACUGCCAUGUCGGAUCUAGUGCAGAAUUUAGACACCGUCGUAUCGUUGGUGUCCAUGGCACCAGAGAUUCCUCUUCCGGGAAUGAGUUCGACUGUAAUCCCGCUGAAUACUUUCCGCUGCGCUUUUCCAGACAGUUUUGAUGGAUACGAAAACAAGGGGAAGUUUUACCUGAGCGGGAAUGACCUCACGCGGCUCAAUAUAUUCGCCACGAUCACGAAAGAAGUCCCAAUUUUUGGAAACUCUGACAUUGACUGUGAGCUGAUGGGCACUGAGCUCCAUAAAUACAUUCGUUUUUCCAUGGAUAUGGAAAAGGCGGUCCAGGAGUGGGCGCAGUUCUUGGCAAAACACACAGGUCGACCUACACUUGCAUCUUCUGCCUUCCUCCCCCGCAGUCUACAGAAGCCGCCAUCCGUCAAAGACCAGGCUUCGGUGUCGUGUUAUGUUUACGACUGGAUUAAACCGUUCCUUUCAAACUCGCCGGAGGUAGAGGAAUUGUUCGGUUAA